CGGUAUUGGGUUUUUACCCACCUAGUUUAUUCCGUUCAUCGCUGUUUAGUGCGCGUGAUUGUACAGUUGUUUUUCUUUUCCAUUCGCAACGAUGGAUCUGUUUGGCAAAUCACAGGACCGCAAGCCGAAACAUAUGGUGCAGGAAUGGUCGGAGAAGCUGCGCAAGGAAUCGUUCGCACUCGACUAUCAGGUACGGUGCAUCCAGCGGGAGGAGGACAAAAUCAAACGGUCGCUGAAGGAGGCGGCGAAAAAGAACGACAAGGAGGUGUGCACGAUACUGGCCAAGGAGCUGAUCCGAUCGCGCAAAGCGAUCAACAAAAUCUACACCAGCAAGGCGCACAUCAACUCGGUGCAGCUGCAGAUGAAGAACCAGAUGGCGACCGUGCGAGUGGCCGGCUCCCUGGCCAAGUCGACCGAGGUGAUGCAGGCGAUGCAGGCACUGGUGAAGCUGCCGGAGGUGGCCGCCUCGAUGCGCAAAAUGUCGAAGGAAAUGAUGAAGGCCGGCAUCAUCGAGGAGAUGAUCGACGAAACGAUGGAAUCGCUCGAGGAUGUCGAGGAGAUGGAGGAGGAAGCGCAGAAGGAGAUCGAUCACGUGCUGUGGGAAAUAACGGCGGGCAAGCUGGGCGAGGCACCGGCCACCCCGCUCGCCAACCCGACCAAGGACGAACCGUCGACGUCGCGCGCCGAAGCGGAGGACGCGGACGAGGAGGACGAUAUGAAGGAAAUGCAGAACCGAUUGCAGGCGCUGCGUUCGUGAAGAGGGCCGGGGUUUGCACAUGGCACACUUCGGCGGGUGCUUUUGCUUAACACACCUAACCUCCACCCUUACCUACACCUUAAAUACACUGUCCCGUGAGCGUUACGAUGUUUUGUCUAGGUAUUUGCCCAUAAAGAAUGGUGCGAUUUAAUGAAGAGUAAGAACCACUAUCCUGUAAGGACCUUCUUCCCCGUUUGAUGAACGUUACAAAAUAAAAUAUAAUUUAUCUUACCUCGA
Anopheles arabiensis is the source of this 994-nucleotide messenger RNA. RefSeq names its product charged multivesicular body protein 3-like. Gene Ontology annotation, biological process: endosome transport via multivesicular body sorting pathway; late endosome to vacuole transport; protein transport. The record is from RefSeq and is a predicted model, not a curated record. Lineage: Eukaryota; Metazoa; Arthropoda; Insecta; Diptera; Culicidae. The transcript is spliced from 2 exons. Bases 92 to 757 code for a protein of 221 amino acids. Gene Ontology annotation, cellular component: ESCRT III complex; multivesicular body.